This is a messenger RNA of Colletotrichum godetiae, 456 nucleotides long. RefSeq lists its product as uncharacterized. Bases 1 to 456 code for a protein of 151 amino acids. The transcript has a single exon. NCBI's taxonomy places the organism in Eukaryota, Fungi, Ascomycota, Sordariomycetes, Glomerellales, Glomerellaceae. The record is from RefSeq and is a predicted model, not a curated record.
AUGUCGGCUCACCAAGAACCUCUCCCUGGUGCUAGAGAUGAGCCAUCUUCUAGGCCUUCGUCUGCAUCAUCCACAGAUGGAGUACAUCACAGCACGAACAUAUCAAGCCAGCAGCCGAACAACUUGCAGAACGAUGACUCAAUAAGUGGCUAUACUAUCAUUUCUACAGAGGACGAGUUUCGAGAAGACAUCCACCAGGCAUCGCCAGCCAGUCCUGGCAUCGAUAAGGACGAUCUCAACCAGACUGAGAAGAACAGCUUACUUUACCAGCCUCGCGACCGAGUUGCGGCCUUGAAGCAAUGGAAACUAGAGUUCGUAGCACUUUUGACCUCUGUUGUCGCCUUUAUCGUCAUGGUUAUUCUCUUAGUGUGUGUUCAGCAAUGGAAAACCGCAGCCUGCUUGGGCAUACAGUGUGAGCAUCAAUACUCUUGUUGCCAUAUUGACCACGCUCCUUAG